AAUUCGAAAGCAACAUGAAGCAUUUGUCUGAGCAGCCACCGGUGACAACCCGGAAAUAUUUUUACAGAGUGGAGAAUACGGUGACGCCACAGGCAGAUAAUCCAGUGGUGUGUGUGAAACCGGUGACGAAUAGGAUUCGUCCAUAUUCAAGGUUGUUUAUUAAGGAGUGUAUUGGUCGAGGUCAUGGUGAUAGGUUACAAAUAUAUUCAACUGAUUUCAUUGAUGAAGAUUUUGUUGAUGCUUGUAUUGGGCUUACAAAUGCAAGGAUUGAAGGUUAGCUCUGAUGUGAAGGUCUUAUUCUUUCCCAGACCUAUUAAAAUUUGCUUCAAGAAUUUGAGAAUUAUCAGUUGUGUGUGAUUGUUCUAUGUACUCAUCUGAUUCUUGUGUGUAUAUUGUUUAGAUACCACUUGUUACUUUGUAAAAAGUUGUUGGAUUUGGAAUUUGAGAUUCUAUAUGUAUUAAAAUUGUGUGUAAACGAAAUUAUAGGUAAGCCGUACUGAAAUUCCACAUUGUUUGGAA
Molecule: messenger RNA, 519 nt
Organism: Capsicum annuum
Lineage: Eukaryota; Viridiplantae; Streptophyta; Magnoliopsida; Solanales; Solanaceae
Product: PI-PLC X-box domain-containing protein DDB_G0293730
Biological process (GO): lipid metabolic process
Molecular function (GO): phosphoric diester hydrolase activity
Source: RefSeq, a predicted model, not a curated record